AUGCUAGAGCAAGCAAGCCAGCAGCCAUUACCUCAAUAUGAUUCAUAUACAACAGGAGCCCAGACAGGGCAGGAAAUGCAAGCAGUAUCAAGUGAACUAUGCCCACCUGCUGUUCUAGCCCAGACCCAGCCAAUGAGAGAGCUGCCACCAUACACGAGCGGCGCAGGUGAUGAUGCAUCGACGGCAUUGCUCGAACCUGCUUUCUUAAAUGCGGCCAAUGACUCGCGAUUAUUUCCCUUCAGCUAUCUCGACAACGUCUCUCUGCCCCCGAUUUUUGACCAGGCUGUCCUAUACCCCGGAGUCUCAUUUAAUGACUCUUUUGUUUCUCCCGUGUUCAGCACUGAUCUCACCCAAGUUGACCAGUUUGGCGUUCAAGUUGGCGGCGACCCGACCGCAGGACCCUCAGGCGGGAUUUUACAUGGCCAGGCUCCGUUCCUGUCCGCCCCUGAGCCCGACCGUCCCCAUAUAAACACUAAGUCUUUUCUGCGAGUAUCCCAGGAUGACUGGCUAUGGCUCUCUGCGCGAGUUUUCAGUUUCCAUGCAGUUCUACCUACAGAUGUCACCAUACCUUCUCGACAUGCUAUUUCACGAUACAUGCAUGGAUUUAUGACUGGAUUCCAUCCGCACUUCCCGAUCAUUCAUCUCCAAACUCUCCAAUUCAGAAAAAUGGCACCGGAACUUAUUUUGGCCCUGGCCGCAGUCGGAAGCCAAUAUUGCUUGGAAGCACAUCAGGGGCUUAAACUAUUUCCCUAUUGCGAAAGCUAUCGCGAUGGAGCAAUUGCGACAACGCGAAGCCGAGAAAGACGAAAUCAACCAUAUUUCUCCUUCAUCGUGGACACUCGUCCAAUCUCCUAA
This is a messenger RNA of Penicillium malachiteum, 855 nucleotides long. RefSeq lists its product as uncharacterized. The record is from RefSeq and is a predicted model, not a curated record. Lineage: Eukaryota; Fungi; Ascomycota; Eurotiomycetes; Eurotiales; Aspergillaceae. The transcript has a single exon. Gene Ontology annotation, molecular function: DNA-binding transcription factor activity, RNA polymerase II-specific; RNA polymerase II cis-regulatory region sequence-specific DNA binding. Gene Ontology annotation, biological process: regulation of transcription by RNA polymerase II. Gene Ontology annotation, cellular component: chromatin. The coding region runs from base 1 to 855 and encodes 284 amino acids.